AUGUCUACUCCACGAGAAAAUGACAACUAUGCCAGCUCUUCGCCAAUAUUCAAACCACUUCUUCAUGAAUUUCUGAAAAGAAGUUCCAGUUGUAAUCGCAUCUCGUUCAGCACCCAAUACUUUGAUUUUCUGCUCAUCGUCACCAUUUCAGUCUUCUCGUUUGGUGCUAUUUUUCUGAUUCUCUGGGCAGACUUUUUGUUAAAUUCAGUUAGACCAGGAUCCAGGAAGAGAACGUAA
Caenorhabditis briggsae is the source of this 237-nucleotide messenger RNA. RefSeq names its product Protein CBR-MPS-4 (gene Cbr-mps-4). NCBI's taxonomy places the organism in Eukaryota, Metazoa, Nematoda, Chromadorea, Rhabditida, Rhabditidae. The record is from RefSeq and is a predicted model, not a curated record. The coding region runs from base 1 to 237 and encodes 78 amino acids. The transcript has 3 exons.